AUGGGCAGUGUCGAGACGAUCCCAACCGUCGACAUCAGCGCCUGGCUUGAUCCGUCUUCAGCGGAGGAGGACCGCCAGAAUGUCGUCAACGCGAUGCGCCACGCAUGUACUACUUACGGAUUCCUGAGCCUCGUAGGCCAUGGAGUCUCGCUAGAAGAGCAAAAGCAGGCGAUGGACUGCGCGAAGCUCUUCUUCACCCUGUCCGAGGAGGAGAAGAUGGACGUAUGGAUCGGUAAGAGUAAGGGGAGGUCGUUCCGCGGAUAUGAGCCUCCCGGCAUCCAGGUCCACCAGGAAGGUCUCCUUCCAGAUACCAAGGAGUGCUUCAUUAUCGGCCAUGAGGUGCCCGAGGACCAUCCUGACAGCGGUACGUUCUCCACGGGUCCCAAUCUGUGGCCGAAGUCACUCCCGGAGGACCAGUUCCGGAUCCCCAUUAUGAAAUACCAAGCUCGCAUGGUCCAGCUGGUGAAAGUGCUGCUCAAAAUCCUUGCAAGGGGUUUACCCUCAGAGUGGAAUUGCCCGCCGGACGCGCUGGACGCGCUGGCUGAGAACGAGCCCUCGAUUCCUAUGCGACUUCUGCAUUACGCUCCUCAGCCAGUCAGAGACGAGAGACAGUUUGGUGUCGGCGAUCACACUGAUUUUGGAUGCAUCACCAUCCUCCUACAAGAAAUGGGCACCGAGGGUCUAGAGGUCUGGUAUCCACCCACGGAAACCUGGAUUCCAGUCCCUCCACAGGAAAAUGCCUAUGUGAUCAACAUCGGCGACAUGAUCCAAAAGUUCACGGGUGGAUACUACCGCAGCGCCCGUCAUCGGGUGAUCACCUUCACCGAGAAGCAUAGGUACAGCGUCCCUUUUUUCCUCAAUGGCCAGCUGAAGUUGAAGUGCACUGCACUUGACGGGUCGGGGGUGGAAACGAUUGUCGGGGAGCAUAUUCGGGGACGACUUAUUGAGACCAUGGGGAAGACUGGUGAAAAGCUCAAAUAA
This is a messenger RNA of Aspergillus nidulans FGSC A4, 981 nucleotides long. RefSeq names its product isopenicillin N synthase family dioxygenase. The record is from RefSeq and is a predicted model, not a curated record. NCBI's taxonomy places the organism in Eukaryota, Fungi, Ascomycota, Eurotiomycetes, Eurotiales, Aspergillaceae. Gene Ontology annotation, molecular function: 2-oxoglutarate-dependent dioxygenase activity; iron ion binding. Bases 1 to 981 code for a protein of 326 amino acids. The transcript is spliced from 3 exons.